AUGGCACAACCAAGAGGGUUCACUAUCUUUGCCCGCGCGUGGACGGCGUCUCCGCCCAGGAUGACAAACAUGCAUUCGAUCCCCUCGUUGCCAAGAGCAGAGGACGAGGAGAGCAUAGUCUCUUCAUCCAGCAGUGAUGGCACACACACCCCGAGCUCCGUAUCAUCAUCGACGACCACCAUCUCCACAACAUCGGCACCUUCUACAGACAUUGCUAGGACAAAGCCAGCCACGUGCGGAAAAGUCGACUUCUCCCGCCUGGAAUACGCGUUCGCACAGGGGUCGGCGGUAGACACCCCCAGCUCCUCGCCAUUGUGGUACAUCCUGACGACGGCCCUCCUUCUGGCUUUCCACAAGGAGAAGCUGAUCGGAGAGCUAUGGACCUAUCUGAGCACAAGGUACGGCGUAUGUUCGCAAGAGGUCGAAACGGCGGAUUUGCUCGCUGUUGCUAGACGGAUCCGGGAAGCAUGCUUGAAAGCCAGUACGCUGGUGGGAUUUCCCAGGGCAAUCAACGCACUCCUCGCCCUCCAACACGCCAUCCAGACCACCCAUCCAAACCUCUCCAGCAUCCUCGAAGCAGACCAAUCCCUGCGCUCUGCGGCUAGUACUUCUCCUCCUGACCCCGAGGCCAAAUCAGCCCGGGGCAUGGCACUGUUCCAGAAAAUAUACGCGCAGCACAGCCCGCGCGUGCUGACGGCCAUGUCGGCCUGCUCGGGCGGCGACCUCACCUUUUUUGCCAUUAACUGCAUUUACGGCGAGCUGCUGGCCGAGGACUCGAUCAUCGGCGACCUCGAGACGGGUCUGUUGGAGUUCAUCUGCUGUCUCGCGGACGGUUGCGCGCCGCAGGCCAAGGGCCAUUUCUUUGGGUCCGUCAAUCUCGGCGCCAGCAAGGACACGUUGCGGGCGGCGGUGCGCUUGACCGAUGAAGUUGCCAGACAGGUGCGUGUCGGGCGGCCUUGGAAGGAUGGUAUUGGAGACGGAGACGGAGACGGACAGGUGAAGCAAGAGGACCCAAGUCGAGACGAGUGGAGGUUCUUGGAAAGGGUUAUGGUCGAGUAG
This is a messenger RNA of Cladophialophora bantiana CBS 173.52, 1059 nucleotides long. RefSeq lists its product as uncharacterized. The record is from RefSeq and is a predicted model, not a curated record. NCBI's taxonomy places the organism in Eukaryota, Fungi, Ascomycota, Eurotiomycetes, Chaetothyriales, Herpotrichiellaceae. The transcript is spliced from 2 exons. The coding region runs from base 1 to 1059 and encodes 352 amino acids.